Molecule: messenger RNA, 1186 nt
Organism: Ornithorhynchus anatinus (platypus)
Lineage: Eukaryota; Metazoa; Chordata; Mammalia; Monotremata; Ornithorhynchidae
Product: transient receptor potential cation channel subfamily V member 2-like
Exons: 9
Coding region: 26-1186 (386 amino acids)
Biological process (GO): calcium ion import across plasma membrane
Cellular component (GO): membrane
Molecular function (GO): calcium channel activity; protein binding
Source: RefSeq, a predicted model, not a curated record
AAGGCAGUGAUUGGCUGCUUGUCAAAUGGCCAUUCAGGAGCUUGAACAGAAAAGGCAGACAGCACUGCACAUCGCGAUAGAAAAAGGGCUGAAGGACAUAGUCAAAAUCCUUGUGGAAAAUGGAGCAGAUGUUCAGAUUCCGGCAACUGGAUCGUUCUUUCAGUUAAACAGAAACAGAGAGGACUGCUUCUACUUUGGACAGUAUCCUCUCUCCCUGGCCGCCUGCCUCAACCAAACUGAAAUCGUGGAAUUUCUCUUGGACCGAGAACACAAACCCUCCAAUCCAGAUGCUCGGGAUUAUCUGGGGAACACUGUGCUCCAUGCGCUAGUGAUGGUGGCUGAUGACACGGAGAAAACACACUUUGUGACUGAUAUGUAUGACCUCAUUCUGAAGAAGAGUGAAGAGAAGAUUAUAGAGAAAAAGGAGUUUUCUAAGGUCAACCUGGAGAAACUUCGCAACAAUGAGGGGCUGACCCCCCUGCAGUUAGCAGCCAAAGAAGGAAAACUUCAGCUCUUUCGGCACAUCUUAAGCAGAGAGUUUCCCAUCAACGACCGAAUGCACCACCUCUCCAGGAGAUUUGUUGAAUGGACCUAUGGGCCCAUUUGCACCUCUCUGUACGAUCUGGAUGAAGUGGACACGACAGACCAGCAGUCUGCCCUGAAGAUUGUGGUGUACAGCAACAAACAAGAUAAAUACUGUAACCUGCUGGAUGUGGAGCCCCUGAAGGAACUGAUAGAGGUCAAAUGGAAGAUGUUCGCUGCACUCAUGUUUGGGGUCAGCACAGCCUGGUAUCUCCACUACAUCAUCCUGUUCACCCUGAUCACGGCCCUGCAGCCCCACGUAACUAAGUCAGAAAGCAGCUUUUGGCUCACCUUUGGGAAGAUUUACAUUUUCAUUGUGGCCUUAGGCAUCCUGGUGAAGACGGCCUUUGACACCAUAGUGAUGUGGCCUUUUCAGUUAUACUCCUUCCUUAAGAACAGCUAUUUCCAUAUCCUUUUUGUCUUUCAGAGCUGCCUGGUGGUGGGCUCACUUCUCCAGUACUGGGAUGGAAAUGAGAACUUUGUGGUCAUGCAGGCGAUGGGUCUAAUGAUAGGCUGGUUUAAUCUUCUCUAUUUCUCCAGAGGAUUUAAGUUCACCGGCAUUUACACUGUCUUUAUCCAGCGGAACAUACCAGCUUUCCUAUAA